UUUAUACUAGUGUAAAUAUAGUUGAGUGUGGAAUCGCUAAAGUAUAUAUAAGUAUAUAAUAUACGUUUGUGCGGGUUGUUUGAUCCGCUGUUUUCUUGCUAAUUAAAGUAUAUGUGUAUACUGUUAAAGACACCACGAUGGCUGAACGAGGAGCACAUUUAACCACAGCAGCAGGUGAAGGAAGACCCUCGAUUUUUGAAGUUUUAGCUCAAGACUCAUUGAUGAGUGCCGUUAAACCUGCACUGCAGCACACAGCUAAAAUUCUGGCUGAAUCCAACCCUGCUCGUUAUGGCAUCCUGUGGAGGAAAUUCGAUGAGAUCUAUGCUGUCCUUGACCUUCUGUUGCAGCACCACUUCCUGCUACGUACCAGUGCCUCCUUUUCUGAGAACUUCUAUGGGCUCAAGCGCGCGGGCCCGGACGACAGCAGACUGGCGCAUCGUGGCCUCGGCCGCAGGAGACAUGUGCGCUCUCUGCUUCUCCUUGUGCUCCUCCCAUACCUCCGAAACAAACUCGAGAAGGUGCUGGCUCGUCAGAGAGACGAGGACGACUUCUCGAUACGGAUGCCCCAGUCCCUUGCUCAGAAGAUGUCCAGAGCCUUCCUGGCUGCCUAUCCUUACGUCUGUAUGGCGUGGGAUGGCUGGAGUUUUUGCCAUCAAUUGCUGUACAUUUUUGCCAAGGCACGCACACAUUCACCCCUGCUAUGGCUGGCGGGAGUCAAGUUGUCCCAUCUGACUGCUCAGGACAUCCGCAACUUAGAUUACAAGCCAGAGGGACGAUCAUUGAGCUCUAGUCAAAGCUUUGGAGGGCGGCUGCAGGGGGUCUUUUCCACCGUGCUUGGCAGUGUAGCCGUAUCCCUCUCCACCAGUCUGUCUAUGGGUGUGUUUUUCCUGCAGUUCUUGGAUUGGUGGUACUCCUCAGAGAACCAGACCACUAUGAAGUCCCUUACCUCUCUCCCUACACCUCCACCCCCGCUUCACCUGGAGGACCAAGAUGCCGCACUGGCACUCGAUAAAGUGUGUCCGCUUUGCAGGAAAGUGCGCAGUAACGACACGGCCUUGGCCACGUCUGGCUACGUUUUCUGUUACCGCUGCAUUUAUACGUACGUGAGAACUAAUCACAAAUGUCCGCUAACAGGUUACCCAUCUGAACUACAACACUUAAUUAAGAUCUAUUCUCCAGAUGCUUAGAACUGAUCAUAUGACCAUGCGACCAUGCAUGCUGGGAAAUGACUCACUUUAGUUUCUUUUUUAGUGAGUCAGAUCAUUUGACUCAACUUGUGUAAUGAGGUUUUUUUUUUUUUAAAUACCAUUUAAGGAUUGUAAUUAUGACCAAUAAUCGUCCUUCUUUGGCUAAUUAUGACCGAUAUUGCUUAUUGAAAUAAUUUUUAAUGAACUCUACACAUGCAAUUCUUAUAUGCUAACUGACAAAACCAUUCAGCAUCCCUGCACUGUGCAGCGUGUGUGGAUUUAUGUCCAUUUAUCCUGACAACUGAUCACACCCCGUGAUCCACUCGUCUCACACGCAGGAGUCGACUCGGAAAAGUGGCGAAUCAAGAGAGUCGACACGUUUGAAGCGAGGUGAACAGUGCUGGCUUUGAUACGCUGUUAAUUUACCGUUUUAGAAUUUCAUUGCUUUUCCUAUUUUAAAUACAUUUUCUGAACAUUAUAGUGCUAAAAAAUACCUUGUGCAUCAUCUGUUUAUAGAUUAAAGUCAGGAAUCUAUUGAAUUCACUGAAUCGACACUUGAGUUAAAAGUCUAAUUCUCUCCAUUCAGUUUCUUUUGUUUUCUUACAUCCUUAUUUUUGUUUUUAAUAAAAAAAAAGUUGUGCAAAUUGUGCCGGAAGUAACAGAGCCACAACAGGAAAUUGAUUCAUUAACUGCCCUAAAGUGUGUAUGUGUAACAAUAAUACAACAUACAAAA
Messenger RNA from Tachysurus vachellii, 1920 nucleotides. RefSeq names its product peroxisomal biogenesis factor 12 (gene pex12). The record is from RefSeq and is a predicted model, not a curated record. Gene Ontology annotation, biological process: protein monoubiquitination; protein import into peroxisome matrix. Bases 138 to 1187 code for a protein of 349 amino acids. NCBI's taxonomy places the organism in Eukaryota, Metazoa, Chordata, Actinopteri, Siluriformes, Bagridae. Gene Ontology annotation, molecular function: ubiquitin-protein transferase activity; zinc ion binding; protein binding. The transcript is spliced from 3 exons. Gene Ontology annotation, cellular component: peroxisomal membrane; peroxisomal importomer complex.